Molecule: messenger RNA, 3218 nt
Organism: Hevea brasiliensis (rubber tree)
Lineage: Eukaryota; Viridiplantae; Streptophyta; Magnoliopsida; Malpighiales; Euphorbiaceae
Product: scarecrow-like protein 14
Exons: 1
Coding region: 685-2982 (765 amino acids)
Biological process (GO): regulation of DNA-templated transcription
Cellular component (GO): nucleus
Molecular function (GO): DNA-binding transcription factor activity; sequence-specific DNA binding
Source: RefSeq, a predicted model, not a curated record
CCCAGUCCCUGUAGCAAGAAAUAGAUACACAAACACAAUCUUUAUUCUCUUUUAUUUACAAAAGCUAAAUAACAAGUCCCUUGUUAUAAUGCUUCUUAUCCUUUAGCUUGGCUUUUCUCUGUUUCUCAGGUACGCUGAUGCUCUCAGUUUUUAGGUUCUUCGUUUAAUCAUUUAGAUCCCUUUUUUUAUAGCCCUUUCAAUUAAGAUUAGCACCUAGAAUUAUGGGUUGUCAAUAAUUCUUAGACCUUCGAUCUGUUUUGCUUUUAAAAUUUGGUCCUGUCCUGUUUCUGCUCUAAUCUCUGUCUCUGCUAGCUCCAACUAGUGUUGCUUGUUAAUUGGGUAAAAGAUGAAGAUCCCAUUUUGAUUGGUUUUUGGGUAUUUUGAUGUAUCUACGUGUUGAUUAAAAGUUUGGCUUUCUGGGAUACAAUUCUGUAGUGUUCCAACUUUGCUUUAGAUUAUUUGUAAGACAGUUCAAUUUUGGAUAUGCAAAAAUUUAUGGGUAUUUUGAUGUUUCUUGACGACUUAAGUGACUAAAGUUUAGGUUUUUGCUUUGCAAAAUUGGAGCUUUUGUUCUCUGUACUUAAACAGCUCAUAGUUGAGUUAGUGGAGAACAAUCAGUUCAUAUUUUGGAUUUUGAUUGGUUAGGGUUAGGGUUAGGGUUAGGGUUAGGUUAGAGUUUUAUAGAUGGGAACAGAUUCGCGUUUUUCUGGAAUCUCCGAUUUCAAAUUUGAGGAUGAUAUUGUUUUCCCUGAUUCAGAUCAGCAUCCAAACUCUAUUAACGGGUUCAAAUUCAAAGACACCCCUUUUGAUAUAGACUUCAACUUUGUAGACAGUUCACUUGUUUUGCCUGACCUAGACACCAGUAAGGCUUCUCAUUCAUCCAUCACUACCACAGAUGGAGACUCACCUUCCGAUGAUAAUGAUUUCUCAGAGACUGUCCUAAAUUACAUAAGCCAGAUGCUUAUGGAGGAGGACAUGGAAGAGAAACCGUGCAUGUUUCAUGAUCCUUUGGCUCUUCAAGCUGCAGAGAAAUCUCUAUAUGAUGUUCUUGGUGAGAAGAACCUGUCUUCACCCAAUCAAUCCUCUUCCUAUGCUGACCAAUUUUUGGUUGAUAGCCCAGAUGAUAGGAUUUUGAGCGGUUUCAGUGAUUAUAGUAGGAAUAGCAGUUCUGGUUAUAAUACUGGCAGUUCUGUUGAACAACGAUGUAAUGGUGAAUUUGGGGAAUUUAAACCAUCGUUUAUGCAAACACCUCUUCCCACUAAUUUCAUUUUCCAAUCGGUUGCAAACUCCAGUUCACAAGAGCCAAUCAAAUUGCAAAAUGGGUUAGCAAGAAAUGAUAAUGAUGUGAUGGGUUCCUCUAUUGGUAUGAUUAUGUUGCCAAAUUGGUUCAGCGAGAAUGAAUUGGCAUUGCAGUUCCAGAAAGGUGUAGAGGAAGCUAAUAAGUUCCUUCCUAAGGGCAAUCAACUGCUUAUUGAUUUGGAGGCUGUAUCGAUGCCAAAGUUGAAGGAAAAAGAUACAAAGGUGGCAGUGAAGGUAGAGAAGGAGGAUAGGGAAUACUUGCCUAAUAUGAUUAAAGGAAAGAAGAAUCAUGAUCGAGAGGAAGAAGAUUUGCAGGAAGAAAGGAGCAACAAACAGUCUGCAGUUUAUGCAGACGAAAGCGAGCUAGCAGAUAUGUUUGAUAAGGUGUUAGUAUGCACUGGGGAAGAAUGUGGACCUCCUGCAUGUAUUCUUAAUGACACUUUGCAGAGUGGAUCAAGAAAGACAUUGCAUCAGAAUGGACAAACAAAUGGAUCUAACUCUAAUGGUGGUGGCAAGAAUCGGGUUAAGAGACAAGGAAAUAAGAAGGAAGUGGUUGAUUUGAGGACCCUUCUGAUUCUAUGUGCACAAGCAGUGUCUGCUGAUGAUCGCCGGACCGCUAAUGAACUACUAAAGCAGAUAAGGCAGCAUUCUUCGCCUUUUGGUGAUGGGUCUCAAAGAUUAGCUCAUUGCUUUGCCAAUGGCCUCGAAGCACGUUUGGCUGGGACAGGAACCCAGAACUAUACUGCCUUGUCUUCUGAAAAAGCUUCAGCUGCAGAUAUGUUGAAAGCUUACCAAGCUUACAUUUCUGCCUGUCCAUUUAAGAAGAUUGCAAUCAUCUUUGCAAACCAUAGUAUUCUGGCUGCUUCAAAGAAUGCAACAACACUUCAUAUAAUAGACUUUGGUAUAUUAUAUGGUUUCCAGUGGCCUGCUCUCAUUUAUCGCCUCUCAAAAAGAGCUGAUGGGCCUCCCAAGCUGCGAAUUACAGGGAUAGAGCUUCCACAAAGUGGUUUCCGGCCUGCAGAGAGAGUUCAGGAGACUGGCCGCCGCUUGGCAAAAUACUGUGAGCGCCAUAAUGUUCCGUUCGAGUACAAUGCCAUAGCAAAGAAAUGGGAAACUAUCCAAAUUGAUGACCUCAAGAUUAAUGGUGGUGAAGUUGUUGCUGUGAAUUGUCUUUUCCGAUUUAAGAACCUGCUUGAUGAGACAGUUGUGGUUAACAGUCCCAGGAACACUGUUCUAAACUUAAUCAGCAAGAUAAAUCCAGAUAUAUUUAUCCAUGCCAUUGUUAAUGGGUCCUAUAGUGCUCCAUUUUUUGUCACAAGGUUCCGGGAGGCUCUUUUCCACUUCUCUGCAUUGUUUGAUAUGUUUGAUACUAAUAUGCCUCGUGAAGAUCAAAUGAGGUUGAAGUUUGAGAAAGAGUUCUAUGGUCGGGAAGCUUUGAAUGUCAUAGCAUGUGAGGGCUCGGGAAGGGUAGAGAGACCCGAGACAUACAAGCAAUGGCAGAUUCGAAACGCGAGAGCUGGGUUGAAACAACUUCCUUUGGACCCUCAACUCCUGAACAAAUUGAAGUGUAGGGUGAAGACACGGUACCAUGAAGAUUUCGUGGUAGAUCGAGAUGGCCAAUGGAUGCUGCAGGGAUGGAAGGGACGGAUUCUUUAUGCGUCCAGUGCCUGGGUUCCUGGAUAGGAACAACAUAGUUUGUUUCUGAGGGAAUGGCUCCAGCAGCGGUUAGGCAGUAUUAUUUUCUUAGUUGAAGCUGCCUAAGAUGAAGAGAGCCAGAAGUGGACCUGGUAUCUCUAUUUGAUUGUACUAAUAGAACCUUUAAUGUUAUAACUCCAUAGGUGGCAUGUUAUAUAAUUAGCCAGAGCCCUUUGCUCAUGGAUGUGAUUAUUAUGUUGUCAAUAUAAUCAUGUUGCUUUUUA